Molecule: messenger RNA, 2349 nt
Organism: Aureococcus anophagefferens
Lineage: Eukaryota; Pelagophyceae; Pelagomonadales; Pelagomonadaceae
Exons: 2
Coding region: 1-2349 (782 amino acids)
Biological process (GO): cilium assembly
Cellular component (GO): centrosome; intraciliary transport particle B; cilium
Molecular function (GO): protein binding
Source: RefSeq, a predicted model, not a curated record
AUGGUGCGCCUCGAGCUCGUCGAGAAGCGCGCGCACGACCAGAUCGCGACGUGCGCGACCUGGGCCCCGACGAACGUGCUCUACUCCUGCUCCGACGACAAGGACAUCCUCAAAUGGGGCGUCGACGGCGAAUCCGCGGGCAAAUGCGCGCAGCUCGACACGUACCCGACGUCCAUCGCCUGGAUGCCGAACAUCGGCAAGGGCGCGUCGGACGUUUUCGCCCUGUCCUGCGCCGACGGCACGCUGCGCCUCAUGACCGGCGGCGGCCGCGAGGAGAAGAAGGUCGCCGCGCACCACGGCGCCGCGCUGCGCGUCGUCUGGAACUUCGAGGGCAGCGCGCUCUACAGCGCGGGCGAGGACGGCGAGAUCAAGGUCUGGAGCAAGUCGGGCAAUCUAAGAUCGACCCUCGUCAAGAAGGACCACCCCAUCUACAGCUUCGCGACGGGCCCCGGCGGCGACCAGGUCGCGUUCGUGUGCGAGCGCAAGAUCCACGUCGAGCCCGUGGGCGAGCGCAAGAACUCGACGAGCUGGGUCGCCCACGACCAGGUCGUGCUGGCCCUCGACUGGAACCACGUCACGGGUUUGCUGGUGUCCGGCGCGGAGGACUGCAAGUACAAGGUCUGGGACCACUUUGGCCGCCAGCUCUACCAGUCGCAGCCCUUCGCGCACGUCAUCACGGCCGUCGCCUGGAGCCCCAACGGCGCCUACUUCGCCGUGGGCGCCUACAACAUGCUGCGCCUCUGCGACAAGACGGGCUGGAGCUGCUGCCGCGAGCGGCCCAACUCGGGCUCCAUCCUGUGCUCCGUCAUGGACCUCGCGUGGACGUCCGACGGCACGCAGCUCGUCGGCGCGGGCGGCAACGGGUCCGUCGUCUUCGGCAACCUCGUGGAGCGCAAGCAGGAGUGGAACAACUACGAGGCGACGCUCGUGGGCCAGCGCCAGAUCCAGGUCCAGGACGUGCUCAACGAGACGUACGAGUCGCUCGACUUCAACCGCGACCGCGUCGUCGAGAUGGCGCUGGGCUACGGCUACCUCGUCGUGUCGACGACGACGCAGUGCUUCGUCUACAGCGUGUCGAACUUCAACACGCCCUACAUCUUCGACUCGCCCGAGACCGUGAGCCUCAUCGAGCUCGCGGAGAAGUUCUUCCUCGUGCUCACGCCCAGCGCGAUCACGGUCUACUCCUACGACGGCCGCAAGGUGAGCCAGCCCCGCUUCCACGGCCUGCGCACGGAGUCGCUCUCCGCGAGCUCGCUGUCGCUCGCGGCGGACUGCGUCGCCGUCAUCGACCCGAGCGACCGGAAGCAGGUCCGCUGCUGCGACGUGUUGACGGGCAAGCCCAUGGGCGACCCCAUCGCCCACAAGGCCGAGGUCGUCUACGUGGCCCUGAACCAGACGCCCGUCACCUCGGGCUCCGUCGAGCGCCAGCUCAUCGUCAUCGACCGCAACGCGGAGCUCUUCUUGUAUCUGGUGUCCACGGGCAAGAGCUACAAGCUCCACACGCAGGUCGACACGGCGGCCUGGAACGCGACGUCGGAGUCGCUCUGCGCCAUCGCCGACGGCCGGCUGUUGGUGUGGUGCUACCCGGCCAUCGCGUUCACGGACCGCGACCUGCUGCCGAGGACGCUGACGACGAAGGACGGCGCGGAGUUCGGCAAGCUGUCGACGAUCGUGUCCUUCAACGCGUCGCGCAUCACCGUGCGCCGCGCCGACGGCGCCGUCGUCUCCGCGGCCGUCGCGCCCUACGCGGCGCUGCUCUACACGUUCGGCGCGGCCGCGCGCUGGGACGAGUCGAUGCGGCUCUGCCGCUUCGUCGAGGACGAGGGCUGCUGGUGCAUGCUCGCGGCCAUGGCCAUCAACGCGCGCAAUUUGGACGUCGCGGAGAUCGCGCUCGCGGCCGUCGAGGAGGUCGACAAGCUCCAGUACGUGCUCUACAUGAAGAAGAUCCCCUGCCCGGAGGCGCAGUCCGCGGAGCUCGCGCUCUACAAGCGGCGGCCCGACGACGCGGAGCGCAUCCUCCUCCAGGCGACGCCGCCGCUGCUCUACCGCGCGAUCAAGAUGAACAUCCGCCUCUUCCGCUGGGACCGCGCGCUCGAGAUCGCCGUCAAGCACCGGUCCCACGUCGACACGGUGCUCGCCUACCGCGCGAAGCACCUCGAGGCCUUCAAGAAGACGGAGACCGACGAGCGCUUCAAGCAGCUCGCGUCGUCCGUCCAGUGGAGCUGGGACGAGGUCAAGGCGAAGAAGGACCUCGAGAAGCGCGAGGAGGCCGCGCGCCACGGCAAGUCCUACGAGCCGUCCUCGUCGUCGUCCGCGCCCCGCGACGAGGGCAAGGACGACCACAAGUGA